Suricata suricatta (meerkat) is the source of this 2922-nucleotide messenger RNA. RefSeq names its product HPS1 biogenesis of lysosomal organelles complex 3 subunit 1 (gene HPS1). Bases 297 to 2408 code for a protein of 703 amino acids. Gene Ontology annotation, biological process: vesicle-mediated transport; melanosome assembly. Lineage: Eukaryota; Metazoa; Chordata; Mammalia; Carnivora; Herpestidae. The transcript is spliced from 20 exons. Gene Ontology annotation, cellular component: BLOC-3 complex. The record is from RefSeq and is a predicted model, not a curated record. Gene Ontology annotation, molecular function: guanyl-nucleotide exchange factor activity.
CCCGGCGGCGGGACUUCCUCCGGCCCCCCUCGCGGUCCUCCCGGAAGUGGGGCGGUCCCCACUCUGGCCGCGCCGGCUCCGCCCUUCUGGCCAUAGCCCUUCCGCUUCUCGGCUUCUCCUAAGUUUCUGCAGCCACGGAGUGGGGCAGGACCCCAAAGCCGGGCCUUCUUCCCAGGGUAGCUCAUUUACAGGACCUGAGAUGCUGUGUUGCUGCUCUCCGUGAGCUGGUCACCGAGUCUGUCUGCUGCAGCCUUUUCUGAAUCCCUGUCGAGGCUCUGCUGUGCUCCUUGCCCAAGAUGAAGUGCGUUUUGGUGGCCACAGAAGGUGCAGAGGUCCUCUUCUACUGGACGGAUGAGGAGUUUGAAGAGAGUCUCCGGCUGAAGUUCCGGCAGCCGGAGAACGAGGGAGAAGAGCCUCCCGCCCUGGAGGACCAGCUCAGCACCCUGCUGGCCCCAGUGAUCAUCUCCUCCAUGACGAUGCUGGAGAAGCUUUCAGAUACAUACACCAGCUUCUCGACGGAAAACGGCAGCUACCUGUAUGUCCUCCACCUGUUUGGAGAAUGCCUGUUCAUUGCCAUCAACGGAGACCACACGGAAGACGAGGGCGCGCUGCGGCAGAAGCUGUGCGUGCUCAAGUGCCUGUUCGAGCUGCACUUCGGGCUGGUCACGGUGGACGGCCAGCUCAUCCGAAAGGAGCUGCGGCCCCCAGACCUCGAGCAGCGCAUGCGAGUGUGGGAGCACUUCCAGAGCCUGCUGCGGACCUAUGGCCGCCUGCGGGAGCAGGAACAGUGCUUCGCUGUGGAGGCUGUGGAGCGGCUGAUUCACCCCCAGCUCUGUGAGCUGUGCAUAGAGGCCCUGGAGCGGCAGGUCGUCCAGGCUGUCAACUCCAGCCCCGAGAGGGCCGGCGAGGAGGCCCUGCAUGCCUUCCUGCUCGUGCACUCCAAGCUGCUGGCUUUCUACUCCAGCCACAGUGCCAGCUCCCUGCGGCCAGCCGACCUCCUCGCCCUCACUCUCCUAGUCCAGGACCUCUACCCCAGUGAGGGCACGGCGGAGGAUGAUGACCCUCAGCCUUGUCCUCGGAGGCCCCGGAGCAGCCAGAACAUCCCCAUGCGGCAGGCCCGCAGCCCGGGUUCCCCAGCGCCCACCAGGAGGAGUUCCGCAGCAACUGACACUGACAGCCUCUCCCUCCCUGAGGAGUACUUUACACCGGCUCCUUCCCCUGGGGAGCAGAGCUCAGGCAGCACUGUGUGGCUGGAUGGGGGCACCCCACCCACCGAUGCCUCCCAGAUCCAGAUGGCUGAAGACAGCCUCCAGACCCUGGUCCCUCACUCCCCAGUCCCUUCCAGCCCCAGAAGGAUUUUCCUGGAUGCCAGCGUGAAGGAGAGCUACUGCCCCAUGGUGCCCCACACCAUGUACUGCCUGCCCCUGUGGCCGGGCAUCAACAUGGUGCUCCUGACCAAGUGCCCCAGCACCCCCCUGGCCCUGGCCCUGUACCAGCUGCUGGACGGGUUUUCGCUCCUGGAGAAGAAGCUGAAGGAGGGGCAGGAGGCUGGGAGCACCCUGCGGUCCCACCCCCUCAUGGGGGACCUGCGCCAGAGGAUGGACAAGUUUGUCAAGAAUCGCGGGGGGCAAGAGAUUCAGAGCACCUGGCUGGAGUUCAAGAGCAAGGCCUUCUCCAGGAGCGACCCCGGAUCGUCCAGGGAGCUGCUUCAGGCGUGUGGGAAGGUGAAGCGGCAGCUUUGUGCCAUCUACCGUCUCAGCUUCCUGACCUCGGCUCCAGGCCGGGGGGGCCCACAUCUGCCCCGGCAGCUGCAGGACCAGGUCCAGACACUCAUGCAAGAGAAGCUGACAGACUGGAAGGACUUUCUGUUGGUGAAGAGCAGGAGGAAUGUCACCAUGGUGUCCUACCUAGAAGACUUCCCAGGCUUGGUGCAUUUCAUCUAUGUGGACCGCACGACCGGCCAGAUGGUGGCCCCUUCCCUCAGCAGCAGUAAAAGGACUUCCUCGGAGCUGGGCAGGGGGCCGCUGGCCGCCUUCGUCAGAACCAAGGUCUGGUCUCUGAUCCGGCUGGCGCGCAGAUACCUGCAGAAGGGCUACACCACGCUGCUCUUCCGCGAGGGGGAUUUCUGCUGCUCCUACUUCCUGUGGUUCGAGAACGAGAUGGGGCACAAGCUCCAGAUAAUAGAAGUGCCCGUCCUCUCGGAUGACUCGGCCUGCGUCGGCGUGCUGGGAGGAGACUACUACAGGAAGCUCCUGCGCUACUAUAGCAAAGGCCAUCCCACUGAGGCUGUCAAGUGCCAUGAGCUGCUGGCCCUCCACCUGUCGGUCAUCCCCACAGAUGUGCUGGUGCAGCAGGCCGGCGAGCUGGCCCGGCGCCUGUGGGAGACCUCCUGCAUCCCCUUGCUCUAGACCAGGCCACGGCACCCCAGCGCCAUCUGCGUGUGUGCCCUGGUCCCCUUGCACAGCACUCACCUAAGGGUAGGACAGUCCCGGGGUCUCUUAAACCCCCUAGACUAGUCUCCCCUCCAGAUAACAAACCCCCAGAUCGUCGUCUCUGGAGGAGGAGGGAGGCCAGAGAGAGUCCCUUGGCCUCCUUAAAACAGUAGUGGCUGUGAGGUUAGAACUGGGGCAGCCACUUUCAGAGCUGCCUCUCCAUCGACAGGAAGUCCCCAGUGCCUGCAGUGUCUGAAGAUGCCCCCUCGUGCUCCUCAUGCUGUGGGAGCACAGAAAGCUCCCCCAGGAAGCUGUUUCCUUCUCUACAUGAAAGAUGCCACUUCGGCUGGGCCAAUUCCCACUGCCACUUCCUCCCUGUGGCCCUGGGCGGGUUUCCUCCACCAUAGCCCCUACCUCUCAGGGCAGCUCCGAGGGCUGCCGGACAUUCAGCGAUGCUCAAUAAAUGCUGGCGGUGGUUGUUCAAGCCAUA